Molecule: messenger RNA, 3045 nt
Organism: Daphnia carinata
Lineage: Eukaryota; Metazoa; Arthropoda; Branchiopoda; Diplostraca; Daphniidae
Product: centrosomal protein of 131 kDa-like
Exons: 9
Coding region: 33-2915 (960 amino acids)
Biological process (GO): cilium assembly; intraciliary transport involved in cilium assembly; regulation of centrosome duplication
Cellular component (GO): centriolar satellite
Source: RefSeq, a predicted model, not a curated record
AGUUUUCGUGAGUGAACCUUUGUUUCUGCAAAAUGCCUAUCAAAUUUCGUAGUAAAAAUGAAACUUACAGUAACGGUUUUCCGGCAAAACAGAAAAAAAUUCAUAAAGCUACGUCACAAGUUCACCUCACAAAUGCGUCUCAGGAUUUUGGUUUGAAGGGUUCAAAUAUGCAAAUUAAUUUUCGAAUCGGCUCAAACCGCGCCUACGAGACGCUUCCGAUUGACAAACCUUUACCGAUUUCGAGUUGCAAGUCUGAGGAUUGUCUGCAUGCUUCCCUCCGCCGCGAGACGUUGACGACGCGAAAGAUUUUGUCGGAUCGACCAGCAACAGCCCUCGUAUCAAAACGAAACCCUUAUUCUUCCUUGCAUCGCCCAGCGACAAGUAGCUCAUCUUCUCGAGAAGAUCGUUCAACGAAGCCGCAAAGAGACUGGAUUCCACCUCCGCACACCAGUCGCCGAUCGUGGUCUAGCAGCAUCGAUAGUGAGCUGGCAACUGUUGGAAGUUACGACACGGUUACUGAAUACAGUCUCGAAGAUAAACAGUCAUUUGCGGUAUUUAGCAGCGCUUCCAGUGACAGCCCCGAACGCCUCGAGCCCGACACUUCACUGCAAGAUAUUAACGACCCGGUUUUUUUGGAACAAGAAAAACCAGCGCAUAACUUCAAAAAACCAAUAAUAUGCACCACCAAUUCAAGACAACCAGGCCAAUUACAAUCUUCGGAUUGCACGCAAUAUAAACAUCCCGAUGCACUCACGAAAAUUGAAGCCGAUCCCAGGUUACAUCGGUCUGAGUCUUACGCGAUCAAUGACCAAUUACAACCAAAUAACAGACAAUGUACUACUGCACCUACACCUGAACCUAUGACGUUACAAAACGUCAAUUGUAAUCCAUGCGUAGAGACCAAUAAUAUUCAACGACCAUCUGCUGUGGUCGACGUUAGCGCGGAUGACAAUCUCGCACCUGUUUCCGGAGCAUCAAAUUUGAUUGACGAUUCAGUAGAUGAGAUGAGUAGUAUUCGCAGUCCAUCAGGUGGAAGCGAAAAGCCAGUAAAUCAAUCGUUUCAAAUUGUUACGCGGAAGCAGGAGCCCGAAGCAAAAAACGAAGAAUCAAGGAAAGACCAAUCAACUAAAAAGGAAAAUAAUGUGUUAUCGGAAAUAUUAAACUUUUUGGACGAUGCCAACAGUGACACACCAGUUUUACGGUCGCCACUUCUUGCCAUAAAUUCCGAAACAGAAUCAAAUGCUGAAGGAGGUUUUAGAAGACCCCGUUGCGAAGGUGUCACCAGGUUGCACGGCAUGAGCAUGGCUGAGCUAAUCGAAGAGGUCCUAAGCCUUCAGAUGCUAGUUGAGGAUAAAGACAAUAAAAUCUUGGUUAUGGAACGAGCUCUCCAACAUCAAAGAGAACUUUUGGCACGCAAUGUGAAAACAGCCAAGCGUGAAUUGAACUUGCGUUGUAAAGCUCAAAAGGAGGAAUACGAGACGAAUACGAGUCGCAACUUUCAGUUUAUUCAACAGCUUGUCGAGGAAAAGAAGAGGUUAGCUGAAAAAUGUGAAUCAUUGGCCGCCGAAAUGCGACAGCAAACUAUCAAAAUCGAAAACGAAAAGAGAAUGAGCGACGAAAGGCAUAAUGCCGAAAUCCGUCGGUUAAAGCAGGCGUUGGGAAAAGAUCAACGCUCCCACCAAGAGAAGUGGUUGGCUGAUCGUACUGAACACAUACGUGAAGCAACGGCAAGAGGGCUAGAGCCGGAAUUGCGGCGACUUAUGAGUCAGCACCACACCGAGUUACAGAGCCUGCGCUCUAUUCAUCAAGAAGAAAUCAGUCGAAUUGAGCAGACUCACUUGAACAAAACUGCUCAACAACUAAACGCGCUUCGAGAAAAAAUGGACAAUGAUCGUGAAGAAGCCUGCGCCAAAGAACGUGAAAUAAUGCGUGCAAAAUAUGACAAACAAUUAGACGAAAUGGAGGCUAUUCACGCAUCUAAAUGCCAGCGAAUGCAGAUCGAGAUCGAGCGGGAGAGGGCUCGUUGGAGUGAAGAGGAGUCCCGUAUGAAAACCCAGGAUGAUGAAAGAAUGCGUCGUCUUGAAGAGAAACGUAGAAAAGAAAACAUUGCAGCUCAGCAGCUGUUACAAGCAGAAAUCGGGACGCUCAAGCAGCAACAUGUUGAGCACCUCGCUCAACUGAGAAAAAAUUGGGAAGAGGAAAAGCAAGAAGAAAUUAGAGCUAUAAAACAUCAUUUGGAAAUGGAUUCUAAAGAACGUGAAAGGCGGCUCCUCGAAACCCAAAGAAAAGAACGUGACGAAGAUGCACAAAAAUUGAACUCUCAUUUUGCGGACGAGCUCAAACGGCAACACGAACAAUGGAGAAAAAUGUCGGAAGAACAAUUGGAGCGCGUUAGGGAAAAAAACGCAGAAGAAAUAAGUAGAUUAGAUCAAGUUGAAUUCGAAUUGCGCAACAAACUGGUUGAAAUGCGACGUACCUUAACCGAUCGUGAUGAAGAACUGGCUGCUUUACGGCUGACCCUUUUCCAAAUCGUAAAGGAAAACAAAGAUAUUAAGCAAACGUUAGAAAAAUUUUCUGCAGAGCGUUCUGAUCUAAGGAAGGUAUUACAAAAGGAAUUGGACGAUGAAUUUUGUAAACUGAACGAAGAAAAGAGGGAGCUCCAAGAAGAUUGUAGCCGGCUGAAAUCCGAACACCGCAUAGAAAUAAACAAAAAGAUCUCAGAGAUAUCAAAUCUGUCCGCUACGCAUGAACAAAUGCUAGGCGACAUCCACGAAAAGGUUAAACAAGCCGUUGCGAAAAAAGAUGACGCAUUGGCACAGAUGCAAGAAAAACUUAAAACUGCCAUUUCCCGUUGUCAGCAUCUGGAGGAAUUAUUAGACCGGCAACAAAGAGAUUUGAUUAUACGGAAAAAGUGAGCAAUACUGGCGUUCCAGGAUAUGCCUAUAUGUUUCGUGCGUCUUAUUUCAACAAACUUUACCGUUAAAAACGCCGUCCUUCUUGCCCAUUAUGGAAAUCCGUUUUACCCAAAAUAAAAAUAAAAAAUAA